GGAAAGGCAGCUCCAGGCAGGAGGAAGGCUUUGGGGUGCAGCCAGGACGAUGGCCGAGCUGGACAUGGUCCCCCAUCUCCGGCGCAGCAACAGCAGCGUCUGCAAGACCCGGAGGCUACAGCACCUGUUUGGAAACAGCACAAAGGACCGAGGCAGGUGUCCAGACCCUUAUCCGCUGCACGGCUCUGUUCUCGAGCAAGAAAAUCUCAGCUCGUGGGUCCCGCAAAAUAUCAAGAAGAAGGAAUGCGUCUACUUCGUGGAGAGCUCCAAGCUGUCGGACGCCGGGAAGGUGGUGUGUGAGUGCGGAUACACACGCCAGCAACACUUGGAGGAGGCAACCAGGCCCCACACUUUGCAGGGAAAAGAUUGGGACCCCCAAAAACAUGUCCAGGAGAUGCCAACGGACGCCUUUGGUGACAUUGUUUUCAAGGGCCUGGGCCAGAAGGUGGGAAAGUACGUCCGCCUCUCCCAGGACACACCCCCCAGCGUGAUCUACCACCUCAUGACCCAGUACUGGGGCCUGGAUGUCCCCAACCUCCUCAUCUCGGUGACAGGUGGGGCCAAGGACUUCAACAUGAAGCCCAGGCUCAAGAGUGUGUUCCGAAGAGGCCUGGUCAAGGUGGCCCAGACCACAGGGGCCUGGAUUAUCACCGGAGGGUCCCACGCGGGCGUCAUGAAGCAGGUGGGCGAGGCGGUGCGGGACUUCACCCUGAGCAGCUGCCACGAUGAGGGAGACGUCGUCACUGUCGGAAUUGCCACGUGGGGCACCGUGCACAACCGAGAGGGCCUGAUCCAUCCCUCGGGCGGCUUUCCUGCGGAGUACAUCGUGGACGAGGAAGGCCAGGGGUGCCUGAGCUGCCUGGACAGUAACCACUCCCACUUCAUCCUUGUGGACGACGGGACCCACGGCCGCUACGGGGUCGAGAUCCCCCUGAGGACGAAGCUGGAGAAGUUCGUGUCGGAGCAGACAAAGGAAAGAGGAGGUGUGGCCAUCAAGAUCCCUGUCGUCUGUGUGGUGCUGGAAGGGGGGCCCGGCACCCUGCAUACCAUCUACAACGCCAUCACCACCGGCACGCCCUGUGUGGUCAUGGAGGGCUCGGGCCGCGUGGCCGACGUCGUCGCCCAGCUGGCCGGCCUGCCCAUACCCGAGGUCACCACCUCCAGGGUUCAGGAGAAGCUCAGCCUGUACUUCCAGGAGACGUUUGAGACCCUCAGUGAGGGCAGGAUUGUCGAGUGGACCAAAAAGAUUCAAGACAUCGUCCGGAGGCGACAGCUGCUGACCAUCUUCCGGGAAGGCAAGGACGGCCAGCAGGACGUGGACGUGGCCAUCCUGCAGGCCUUACUGAAAGCCUCUCGGAGCCACGACUACUUUGGCCACGAGAACUGGGACCAGCAGCUGAAGUUGGCCGUGGCAUGGAACCGCGUGGACAUCGCCCGGAGCGAGAUCUUCUCCGGCGAGCGGCAGUGGAAGCCCUCAGAGCUGUACCCCGUGAUGACGGCGGCCCUCAUCUCCAACAAGCCCGAGUUCGUGAAGCUCUUCCUGGAGAACGGCGUGCGGCUGAAGGAGUUCGUCACGUGGGACACCCUGCUCUCCCUGUACCAGCACCUGGACCCCUCCUGCCUGUUCCACAGCAAGCUGCAGAAGGUGCUGGCUGAGGAUCCCGAGCUGCCGGCCGGCGGGCCCACCGUCCCCCGCGUGCAGAUGCACCACGUGGCCCAGGUGCUCCGGGAGCUGCUGGGGGCCUUCACGCAGCCGCUGUACCCCCGGCCUCGGCCCGGCGACCGGCCCCGGCUCCUGCUCCCGGUGCCCAACAUGAAGCUCAGCAUGCAGGGAGUGAGCCUCCGGUCCCUCCACAAGCGCUCAUCAGGACAUGUGGCCUUCACCAUGGACCCGGUCCGUGAUCUUCUCAUUUGGGCCAUCGUCCAGAGUCGUCGGGAGCUGGCAGAAAUCAUCUGGGCCCAGAGCCAGGACUGCAUUGCGGCGGCCUUGGCCUGCAGCAAGUUGUUGAAGGAGAUGUCCAAGGAGGAGGAGGACACGGACAGCCUGGAGGAGAUGCUGGCGCUGGCCGACGAGUUUGAACACAGAGCCAUCGGGGUGUUCACCGAGUGCCACCGGAAGGACGAGGAAAGGGCACAGAAACUGCUCACCCGUGUGUCAGAGGCCUGGGGGAGGACCACCUGCCUGCAGCUGGCCCUGGAGGCCAAGGACAUGAAGUUCGUGUCUCACGGAGGCAUCCAGGCUUUUCUAACCAAGGUGUGGUGGGGCCAGCUCUGUGUGGACAACGGGCUCUGGCGGGUGAUCCUGUGUAUGCUGGCCUUCCCGCUGCUCUGCACCAGCUUCGUCUCCUUCAGGGAGAAGAAGCUGCAGGCCGGGAGGGGCAUGCUCCGGUUCCGCGCCUUCUUCAGCGCUCCCGUGGUCAUCUUCCACCUCAACAUCCUGUCCUACUUCGCCUUCCUGUGCCUCUUUGCCUACGUGCUCAUGGUGGACUUCCAGCCCGCACCCUCGUGGUGCGAGUGCCUCAUCUACUUCUGGCUCUUCUCUCUGGUGUGUGAGGAGCUGCGACAGCUCUUCUACGACCCCGAUGAGCUCGGGCUGUUGAAGGUGGCACUCCUGUACUUCAGCGACUUCUGGAACAAACUGGACGUCAGCGCCAUCUUGCUCUUCGUAGCAGGACUGACCUGCAGGCUCAUCCCCGGGCUGCUGUACCCGGGACGCAUCAUCCUGUCCCUGGACUUCAUCAUGUUCUGCCUCCGGCUGAUGCACAUUUUCACCGUCAGUAAGACGCUGGGGCCCAAGAUCAUCAUCGUGAAGCGGAUGAUGAAGGACGUCUUCUUCUUCCUCUUCCUAUUGGCGGUGUGGGUGGUGUCUUUUGGGGUGGCCAAGCAGGCCAUCCUCAUCCACAACGAGAGCCGAGUGGACUGGAUCUUCCGGGGGGUCGUCUACCAGUCGUACCUCACCAUCUUCGGGCAGAUGCCGGCUUACAUUGACGGUGUGAAUUUCAGCCUGGACCAGUGCAGCCCCAAUGGCACGGACCCCUACAAGCCCAAGUGUCCCGAGAGUGACGCCGCCCGGCGUGAGCCCGCCUUCCCCGAGUGGCUGACGGUCAUCCUGCUGUGUCUCUACCUGCUCUUAACCAACAUCCUGCUGCUGAACCUCCUCAUUGCCAUGUUCAACUACACGUUCCAGCAGGUCCAGGAGCACACGGACCAGAUCUGGAAGUUCCAGCGCCACGACCUGAUAGAGGAGUACCACGGCAGGCCGCCAGCACCGCCCCCCUUCAUCCUCCUCAGCCACCUGCACCUGUUUGUCAAGAGGAUGGUCCUGAAGGUGCCCGCCAAGAGGCACAGACAGCUCAAGAGCAAGCUGGAGAAGAACGAGGAGGCCGCCCUCCUGUCCUGGGAGAUCUACCUCAAGGAGAAUUACCUGCAGAACCAGCGGUACCAGCAGAAGCAGAGGCCGGAGCAGCAGAUUCAAGACAUCGGCGAGAAGGUCAACACCGUGGUGGACCUGCUGGAAAUGGAGGGUCGCAAGCGGUCCAGCUCCCUGGAGCAGAGGCUUGCCUCCCUGGAGGCGCAGGUGGCCCAGACGUCCAGAGCAUUGCACUGGGUCAUGAAGGCACUGAGGGACAGUGGCUUUGGCUCAGAGGAGGGCCUCCCCACUCUGGCACCCCAGAAGGCCUCAGAGGGGCAGGACAGUGAGCUGGAUGGCAGGCAGAAGGCGGAGGAUGUGGGUGACAGCCACCACGUGAAUGCCCGGCACCUCCUUUACCCUCACUCCCAUGUCACACGUUUCCCUGUGCCCAACGAGAAGGUGCCCUGGGAGACAGAGUUUCUCAUCUACGACCCGCCCUUUUACACGGACGACAGGAAGGACAACGGCUUGGUGGACCCUGUGGGAAACGCCCCGGAAGCCCUGGCCGGCAUCAGCUACAACGCCGUGGACGGGCCCACAGACCGGCGGAGCUUCCACGGGCUCUACGUGGUGCAGGACGGGCUCCCUCUGAACCCCAUGGGCCGCACAGGACUGCGUGGGCGAGGGAGCCUUUGUCGCUUUGGACCCAACCACACGCUGCAGCCCGUGAUCACGCGGUGGAGGCGGAACCAGGACGGAGCCAUCUGCAGGAAGGGCAUCAAGAAAAUGCUGGAAGUGCUGGUCGUGAGGCCCCCGCGCUCGGAGUCCUGGGCCCUGCCAGGGGGCUCCCGAGAACCGGGAGAGAUACUGCCCCGGAAGCUGAAGCAGGUCCUCCGAAGGGAGUUCUGGUCUUCCUUCCAGAACUUGCUGAUUCAGGGCACCGAGGUGUACAAGGGGUAUGUGGACGACCCAAGGAACACAGACAACGCCUGGAUAGAGACAGUGGCCCUCAGCAUCCACUUCCCAGACCAGAGCGACAUGGAUCUGAAGAGGCUGAACUCUCACCUGCACACCUGCGACCCCGGGAUGUCCGUCCAGUGGCAGGUCGUGGACAAGCGCAUCCCGCUGUAUGCCAACCACAAGACCAUCCUCCAGAAGGUGGCCGCUCUGUUUGGGGCUUUCUAUUGACCCGUGCACUCCAGCUGGGCCCCACCGCCAGGGGAGGGCGAGGCU
Messenger RNA from Lontra canadensis (Northern American river otter), 4585 nucleotides. RefSeq names its product transient receptor potential cation channel subfamily M member 2 (gene TRPM2). Lineage: Eukaryota; Metazoa; Chordata; Mammalia; Carnivora; Mustelidae. The transcript has 33 exons. The coding region runs from base 50 to 4540 and encodes 1496 amino acids. Gene Ontology annotation, cellular component: membrane; mitochondrion. The record is from RefSeq and is a predicted model, not a curated record. Gene Ontology annotation, biological process: calcium ion transmembrane transport. Gene Ontology annotation, molecular function: ligand-gated calcium channel activity; ADP-ribose diphosphatase activity.